Penicillium soppii is the source of this 495-nucleotide messenger RNA. RefSeq lists its product as uncharacterized. Lineage: Eukaryota; Fungi; Ascomycota; Eurotiomycetes; Eurotiales; Aspergillaceae. The record is from RefSeq and is a predicted model, not a curated record. The transcript has 4 exons. The coding region runs from base 1 to 495 and encodes 164 amino acids.
AUGCAAUCAACUCCCAACAGGACUAGCAAAAUUCCUCGCCCUGGGACAUUGUCACCCCGAAUUAGCCAAGAAAGCAAAAGUCCUCAAGGCAGUGGAAGCUCACAAGAGCCGAAAAGUCCUCAACCACUCGAAGGCUCUGCUUCUACUUCUGCAACUUCUCGUGAUGAGUACCCAAUUGUAUCACAUUUGACACAAGGGCUCGAGGAAUGCGACUGGGAACAUCUCCAAGACAAAUAUGCCGAUGCAAUGGAGGAACAUGGCCGUGCGGAAGAGAAAUUGCGUGUUGAAACAGCCCAGCUCCUUGAGGUAUUUAUGGUCUGGUCUCAAACUACUGUUUCACAGGAUGAAACCAGAGCUUUGAAGAGGUUCAAAACUCAGAUGCAGCAUGUCCAGAAUUCCGAAGUCAACGUGGAAAUGAAAAAGAAACAUUACGCGGAUGUGGUGAAGGCUUUCCAGAAUGCUCUGGCUUUGCUCAACGACCAACUCAAGAUCUAG